Nematolebias whitei (Rio pearlfish) is the source of this 3917-nucleotide messenger RNA. Its product is annotated as serine/threonine-protein kinase TAO1. The coding region runs from base 225 to 3272 and encodes 1015 amino acids. Gene Ontology annotation, molecular function: ATP binding; protein kinase activity. Lineage: Eukaryota; Metazoa; Chordata; Actinopteri; Cyprinodontiformes; Rivulidae. The record is from RefSeq and is a predicted model, not a curated record. Gene Ontology annotation, biological process: execution phase of apoptosis; protein phosphorylation. The transcript has 21 exons.
UGCAUUGCCCGUCUGUGAUUUAACAUUUGCUGUGGUCGCUGCGACAGGAUUAUUACAUUCCACUUCUCAACCUGUGUGGACUCCUUUUUCCUAGGUGCCGAUGUGAGUGGUUCCUUUGACGCAACCGUAGCUGCAAAUGAAUCUACAGCUGCUUUGGUGUAGUUCAGCGCCCAGAUAGUCCCAUCCCCUCUGUGCGGGCGAUAAACGGGACUACAUAAACCAAGAUGCCAUCCUCCGUGAGGGCAGGGAGCCUGAAGGAUCCGGACGUGGCUGAGCUUUUCUUUAAGGAAGAUCCAGAGAAGCUCUUCUCCGACCUCCGAGAGAUCGGCCAUGGAAGCUUCGGCGCUGUCUACUUUGCUCGAGAUGUGCGAACAAAUGAGGUGGUGGCAAUUAAGAAGAUGUCUUACAGCGGCAAACAGUCUAAUGAGAAAUGGCAGGACAUCAUAAAGGAGGUGAAGUUUUUGCAGAGGAUCCGUCACCCCAACAGUAUAGAAUACAAAGGUUGUUACCUCCGUGAGCACACAGCAUGGCUGGUGAUGGAGUAUUGCCUUGGUUCAGCCUCUGACCUCCUGGAAGUUCAUAAAAAACCUUUACAAGAAGUUGAGAUUGCUGCCAUUACCCAUGGUGCUCUGCAGGGGCUGGCCUACCUUCACUCCCACAACAUGAUCCACAGGGAUGUAAAAGCAGGCAACAUCCUGCUGACUGAACCAGGCCAGGUCAAACUGGCAGACUUUGGCUCUGCCUCCAUUGCCUCACCUGCCAACUCCUUUGUGGGAACGCCAUAUUGGAUGGCCCCGGAGGUGAUUCUAGCUAUGGAUGAGGGCCAGUAUGAUGGGAAGGUGGACGUCUGGUCUUUAGGGAUCACAUGUAUAGAAUUAGCUGAGAGGAAGCCUCCAUUGUUUAACAUGAAUGCAAUGAGUGCCUUAUACCACAUAGCACAGAAUGAGAGCCCCACACUGCAGUCCAGUGAAUGGACGGAUUACUUUAGAAACUUUAUCGAUUCUUGCCUUCAGAAAAACCCCCAGGACAGACCACAUUCUGACGACAUGUUGGGUCACGCAUUUCUGCAACGUGAACGUCCAGAUUCUGUGUUGAUGGAUCUUAUUCAGAGAACUAAGGAUGCGGUGCGAGAGCUGGAUAACCUGCAGUACCGCAAGAUGAAAAAGAUCCUCCUUCAGGAGGCCCAUAACGGGCCCACCACUGAAGUCCAGGAUGGCGAUGAGGACCUGGAGUUGGGCGCAGGUCGAACGGGAACCGUGAACAGCGUUGGCAGUAAUCAGUCCAUCCCCAGCAUGUCCAUCAGUGCCAGCUCCCAGAGCAGUUCUGUCAACAGUCUGAAUGAAGCAGCGCAGGACAGCCGCAGUGAGCUGGACCUGAUGGAAGGAGACCACACGGUCAUGUCCAACAGCUCUGUCAUACACCUCAAACCGGAGGAAGAGGAGAGUCUCUCUGCUGAGCAGGCAGCCAGCAGUCAGCCCACUGAGCCACAACCAGCGCCAGCUCAGGCCCCAAGAAAGCACUACCGCAACAGAGAGCACUUUGCUACCAUACGCACAGCAUCACUUGUGACUCGUGAGAUGCAGGAGCAUGAGCAGGACUCGGAGCUGAGGGAGCAGAUGUCAGGGUAUAAACGCAUGAGACGGCAGCACCAGAAGCACCUGAUGGCCCUGGAGAACAAGCUGAAAGGCGAGAUGGACGAGCACAGGCUGCGGCUGGACAAAGAGCUGGAGAGUCUGAGGAACAACUUCACUCAGGAGAUGGAGAAGCUGCUGAAAAAACACCAGGCGUCCCUGGAGAAAGACCUGAAGACGUUUGCCAACGACGAGAAGAAAUUCCAGCAGCACAUUCAGGUUCAGCAGAAGAAGGAGCUCAGCAGCUUCUUGGAGUCACAGAAGCGGGAAUAUAAAAUGCGCAAAGAGCAGCUUAAAGAGGAACUGAGCGAGAACCAAUCGACUCCCAAAAAAGAAAAGCAGGAGUGGCUGUCCAAACAGAAAGAAAACAUCCAGCACUUCCAGGCAGAGGAAGAGGCCAACCUGCUGAGGAGACAGAGGCAGUACCUGGAACUGGAGUGUCGGCGGUUCAAGCGCAGGAUUCUCAUUGCCAGACACAAUGUGGAGCAGGAUCUAGCUCGAGAGGAGUUGAACAAGCGGCAAACUCAGAAGGACCUGGAGCACGCCAUGCUGCUUAGACAUCACGAGUCGAUGCAAGAGCUGGAGUUCAGACAUCUAGCAACAAUUCAGAGAGCCCGGGCUGAUCUGAUCCGGACCCAGCACCAGACAGAACUCACCAACCAGCUGGAAUACAACAAGAGGAGGGAGAGGGAGUUGAGACGCAAGCAUGUCAUGGAGGUCCGACAGCAGCCCAAGAGUCUGAAGUCCAAGGAGCUGCAGAUUAAGAAGCAGUUCCAGGAGACGUGUAAAACCCAGACCAGGCAGUACAAGGCGCUCAGGAACCAUCUGCUUGAGACCACACCAAAGUCUGAGCACAAGGCCGUGCUCAAGAGGCUGAAGGAGGAGCAGACCAGGAAGCUGGCAAUCCUGGCCGAGCAGUACGAUCACUCCAUCAACGAAAUGCUUUCCACGCAGGCUCUGCGGUUGGAUGAGGCUCAGGAAGGGGAGUGUCAGGUUCUGAGGAUGCAGCUGCAGCAGGAGCUGGAGCUGCUCAACGCCUACCAGAGCAAGAUCAAGAUGCAGACGGACGCACAGCACGACAAGGAGAGGAGGGACCUGGAGCAGAGGGUGUCUCUGAGGAGGGCUCUACUGGAGCAGAAAAUUGAGGAGGAAAUGCUUUCCCUGCAAAACGAGCGUUUGGAGCGGAUCCGCUCUCUGCUGGAGCGCCAGGCCCGAGAGAUCGAGGCUUUUGACUCGGAGUCGCUGCGGCUGGGCUUCAGCAACAUGGUGCUCACCAACCUGGCUCCUGACUCCCAGGGGGGCUGGGGGGGAGGAGGUGGAGGAGGCCAGGGAGGUCAGGGAGGAGGGCAGUGGCCUGGAGGAGGUGGAGGAGGCAGCCACCACAGUCACCAUCACCAGGGGGGCUCUAGCUCGCAGCAGCCCUGGGGUCAUCCCAUGCUGUCAGGUGGCCCACCGCCCUGGAGCCUUCACCACCCUGGAGGAGGGAAUCAGAGAAGUGGUCAGGGAGGUGCGGGAGGGGUGAGGAACAGCCCACAGGCUAUGAGGAGGACGCCAUCAGGAGGGAGGAGUGAACAGGGCAUGAGCAGGAGCACCAGCAUCACCUCUCAGAUUUCCAAUGGAUCUCACCUGUCCUACACCUAGAACACAAGAACUGUCCUUAACUCCUGUUUUAAUGUAAUACCACACACACACACACACACUGCACAGUUCUGAAACUGGGUUUACUUUUCUCCAAUUCUCCCGUCUCCAUGUUUCUCUGGCAGCCGUCUGUGGAAUCCCAGGAGAGUUGAGACUUAACGGAUACGUCUGAGAGCUGUUUCCAUGUGCUGCUGAGCUUUUUGAAUUUUUUAUUUACCACAGGCUGUUUUUCUAACGUAUGUCGCUGUUGCCAUACACCCUCGGUGAGCUCUUCACCAUGGAGUUUAUCAAGUAAGGUUAGAUGUCAGUAAGGUUAUUUUAUGCUCCAGUACGCUGAAUGAGAUGCUUGAAGAUGAGAAUUCAAUAAGUUGUACAGAGAAAAGCUGCUGUAGUAACGAGAAUAUUUACAAAGUAAUCCUUGUCAGGUGCUGCCAAGUUGUUUGUCGUUCAGUAAAUUGGAAGAAUGUUCUUGUGCAGGUAAACGAGAAGGUGGACCGUAAGAUGGUGGAGAAUACACGGAGGGAUAAUGAAAGUCGUUACUUGAGAACCAGGGAGGACGUUUGAACAGCUGUUCAGCUGUAAGUGAUGCUGAUGUUAAGCAGAACAGCUGGAUUAGUAAUAACUGCUGCUGCCAUCAUGCUCUUAACU